AGUGCUGGCCUUGUUGUUGUUUUGUAUUAUUAUUUUUUGUUUACAUUAUAACCCAGAUGGUUAAAUGUUUAAUCGUAAAUUAGGGAUGGUUUAGGGGGAAUAGUAAUAAUUCCAUUUAAGAAAUAUUCUAAACAGCUCGUAUUAGGUGGAACCUCACCUGUUAAUUAAUUAAUUUAUGAUUUAUUCCAGUUUAAUUAUGAUAACGUAAUGAAUUAAUAAUUAAAACUUUAAAAAUAACAAUUAAUUUUGGCAAAAAACGGAGUCGGAAAUCUGCUGUGUGUGUGUGUGUGUGCGCGCGCGCGCGCGUCAGUGCGUAUUUUAGGAAAAAGUAGGAUUGGAGGCGUGGUUUAAGUGUCGUGCUUUACGUUGGGGGCGUGGUCUAAGGGGGCGUGGUCUGUUGUGUCCGCAGCUGGACGGUGAUGUGAGGCAGAGCGAGAGAUAAUCUCCAUCAUCCUAGUGUGUGUUUGUCUUGACAUUCAGGACUCCAUCCCGCUACACACACACACACACACACACACACACCUGGGUCCAGUCGGGAUCUGUAGUGUGCAUGCAGCAGAAUGGAGCAGGCGAGACGCCGAACGGAGCAGCAGGACCGCUCUCCCCCCUCAGCGCAGUUACCUCAGUUACCUCAGUUAGCACAGUUAGCACAGUUAGCUCGGCUGCUCUCCGCCCCGCCUCCGCUCUCUCCUGCUCUCCAUCUCCGUCCCCCCGGAUGAGGCGGCUGCACCACGAGGCCCGCGGAGCUCCCCCUCAGCCCACGGUCAUGGUGGUGCUCUCGGCCGCGCGGGACCCCGAGCCAGCGGGAGACCUCGCCGUGUCCAGGCCCGAGGAGGAGAGGCGCAGGCCGGCUGGUUCUGUCCUGGGCAGGAGCCUCCCCAAAGCGGCGCGCGCCCUGCCCGCGCCCCAGGAGUUUCCCGAGGUGAUUCCCCUGAACGUAGGAGGCACGUACUUCACCACACGUCUGUCCACGCUGCGGCGUUACGAGGACACCAUGCUGGCCGCCAUGUUCAGCGGGCGGCAUCACAUUCCCCGAGACGCAGACGGGAGAUACUUCAUCGACAGGGACGGAGCUUAUUUUGGGGAUAUCCUAAACUUCCUGCGUGAGGGCGAGCUGCCUCAGAGGGAGCGGGUUCGGGCCGUACACAGAGAGGCGCAGUAUUACUCCAUUGGGCCGCUGCUAGACAGUCUGGAGGACAGACAGCCUCUGACUGGGGAGAAAGUCCGCCAGGCGUUCCUUGACCUUCUGCCUUAUUAUAAAGACAAUCUGGAGCGCAUCGUGGAGAUAGCGAAGCUGCGAGCGAUGCAGAGGAAGGCUCGCUUCGCCAAGCUGAAGAUCUGCGUGUAUAAGGAGGAGAUGCCGAUCACGCCGUACGAACGUCCGCUCUUCAACUCGCUGCGGUUCGAGCGCUCCGAGAGCGAGGCCAAGCUGUUCGAGCACCACUGCGAGGUGGACGUGUCGUUCGGGCCGUGGGAGGCCGUGGCCGACGUGUACGACCUGCUGCACUGCAUCGUGAGCGACCUGGCCGAGCGCGGCAUCACCGUCGACCAGCAGUGCAUCGGGGUGUGUGACAAACACCUCAUCAACCACUACUAUUGCAAGAGACCCAUCUACGAGUUCAAGAUCACCUGGUGGUGAAGGAACGUUUAGAGACAUUGGGACGCCGGUCCACAUUCGCUUCCUUUAGAGACUGGAAGCGGCUCGCGUCUGCAACGCGCUCGACACUCAAAUAUUAAUGCAUUUAAAAUCAUGUAGUGGUGCAGGACGGGUUCUGAAACGGGUCCGGGUUCACUUACUGUAGCAGGUCCAGGUUCCUCUGAGAGCUUGCAUGCACGCAGCAAACUUGAUGCUAAUGUCGCUAAUGUCGCUAAUCCAUCUGAGCCUGAGAUCUCUUAAUGAAGUACGUUAAUAGUGUUUAAAGCGAUUUACUUUGAGGAACUCGAGAGAAGGUUCCAGUUCUAACCUUCAUCCAGAUUCCUCAAAGGUCUCUUAAUGAUGUGUUCCAGGAAGUCGUGUAAGAAGCUUCAGGAGGUCUGUGUCUGCGAGCUUCAAAUCCCUCGACACUAAACAGCUCUGCUUACUAGAACCGGCGCGGAUCGUCCGGCUCAGGGUGAUGUAGGAGAACAUUGAGGAUCAGGAACAUUAAAGACUGUAUCAUUAUCUUCAUCAUCACCACCACUAGUGCAGUAAGUCCCCCCAGUAGUGCAGGACAGGUUCUAGUUACUGGAACAUGUUCGGGUUUUAAGGAUCUCACAGGAAGCUUGGCUCUAGCAUUUCUGGUUCUGGUCGGGAUCUCCCUCCUGAGCGGUGCUAGUCAGGAACGUUUAGUGGUUCUGUGAGCCGUGUAGUGUGUAAGGGCCGGUGUUGUAUCCUGGGUUAAUGUGGUUCAGUCUCUACUUUGUGUGUGUGUGUGUGUGUGUGUGUGUGUGUGUGUGUGUAAAACUGGACUCAUGCUUUGUUCGUUGUGCUUUUCAUCUCACCUUGUUGUCCAGGUGUUCUGAUGAACACAGGAUCAUGUGCAGGACUGCCUCCUGGUUCUGAAGCUAAACUUAAACUGAACCUGAGCUCCAGAUACACAGUGGGUCACGUACUUUCUUCAGGUGUGUAACUUCUAAUGUGAAAGUCUUGAAUAACACCACUUGUGUAAUAAUAAACUGUAAGCUGCAGUGUGUGUGACUGUGAGUGAGUGUGUGACUGUGAGUGAGUGUGUGACUGUGAGUGAGUGUGUGACUGUGAGUGAGUGUGUGACUGAGUGAGUGUGUGUGUGUGUGUGUGUGUGUGUGUGUGUGUGUGUGUUAAGCCAUGCUGCACUGAUCUGACUGUUAGUUUCCACCCUUUCCCCUGAGACUCGUUCCCUCUGUAGCUCUGAUGUUUCAGUCUGAACGAGCAGCUCAUCUGUAGCCCAACACUCUCUCUGUAACUAAUCCAGUUGUGUGUAUUUUUUUUACGUGUAUAUGUACGUGUGUGUGUGUGUGUGUGUGUGUGUGUGUGUGUGCGCGAGGGCCAUGAUGAAGCUGCAUGGGGUUUCUCGGGUUUGGUCGUCAGUCUAACUCGCUGCAGUUUCCUCUUUAACCCCGCUGCGCUGCAGUGUCCGCGGCGGCCGAGCCUGGUGCUUGUACUGCUUUAUCCUGCUGAUAAUAAACUCUGUCUAUUUUGUCA
Molecule: messenger RNA, 3160 nt
Organism: Clarias gariepinus (North African catfish)
Lineage: Eukaryota; Metazoa; Chordata; Actinopteri; Siluriformes; Clariidae
Gene: kctd7
Product: potassium channel tetramerization domain containing 7
Exons: 4
Coding region: 551-1639 (362 amino acids)
Biological process (GO): protein homooligomerization
Molecular function (GO): protein binding
Source: RefSeq, a predicted model, not a curated record